This is a messenger RNA of Naegleria fowleri, 1881 nucleotides long. RefSeq lists its product as uncharacterized. NCBI's taxonomy places the organism in Eukaryota, Heterolobosea, Eutetramitea, Acrasida, Naegleriidae. Gene Ontology annotation, biological process: prenylcysteine catabolic process; prenylated protein catabolic process. Bases 1 to 1881 code for a protein of 626 amino acids. Gene Ontology annotation, molecular function: prenylcysteine oxidase activity. The record is from RefSeq and is a predicted model, not a curated record. The transcript has 2 exons.
AUGUUCAAAAAGAUCCUCAAGCCAACUUGUCUGAUGACACUUGGCACUUGUUCCGCAGCAGCUGCAACCCUCACCUUCUACAAGACUCAUUCAUCCACAAAUCUCAUUCAAGCCGAACAACAACAACAACAAUCAUCAAUGUUCAAAUUUUUCCAAUCCAAACCACAUGUGGCCGAUGAUCGUGAUCCUCAUGACAACAACAACCACUCCCAUUCAUCCAAAAAAGGUUCUGCCACAACGAUCAUGAGCUCAUCCACCAAUUCAUCAUCAAGAGAACAAAAACAACAACAACCACCCAUUCGAGUAGCCAUCAUUGGAGGAGGAAUUUCUGGAUCCGGUUCAGCCUAUUUUCUCUCCAAUCUCUAUGAUCGUUUGGAUUUCUUGAUGAAUGGGUCCUCCAUUGAUCUCUCUCCUGAACCUUCCUCCACGACGUUGAUUGCCACUCAUUCUUCCUUGUCAUCAAGGAAUUCGAACGGAACAAAGCCUCCUCUCGAAUUUAUCAUCUAUGAAAGAAAUGUUGAAAUUGGUGGACGAUUAAAAGAAAUUAAUUUAUUUCCCAAUGUCCAUGAUGAGAAGAAUCCAUACAAGUACUCGUUUGAAGUGGGUGGAAGUUCACUCAUUUUGGAAAAUAAGUAUGCCUUGCAAUUGGUGGAGACUUUUGGAUUGACUUUGAAAGAACCACAUUUGGAGGAUGUUCGAAUUGGAAUUUGGAAUGGUGAUGAGAAACGAAUUGUAUUUUGUGAAUCAACUUCGUGGUGGAAGACUUUAAUCAAGGGAGCUUGGAGAUAUGAUUUUGGAAUUCCACUCUACUUGUUGAAACGAAAUGUACAUUACUACUUGUCACAAGAUCGAUUUUUGAAAAUUUAUGAAUUGCAACAAGUGCCACAUGAAGGAAAAAUAUCGAGUGAGGAUUUGAAGAAGGUUUAUACUUGGGAAGAGACAAGUGACUUUUUGAAGGAAACUGGCAUGCAAGAGCUCACCACUCAAACAUUUUAUGAUUUUGCAAGAACGAAUUGGAUUCAAGAGAGAUUUAUUAAGGAAUAUUGUGACUCGAUUUUGAGAAUUAACUACAUGACAAGUUCAGAAACUAUUUCUGCGUUUGCUGGAAUUGUUGGAUUGGCAGGAGCGGUUUCUGAUUUUAGACAGGUCCUUCAAGGAACGUCACAACUUCCAAAACAUUGCAUCGAAGCUUUGAAAUCCAAAAAAUUGAACCUAAAAUUAAUGCAUGAAGUGUCACAAAUUUCCUACGACAGUGCCAGCAACAAGUAUUCCAUCACUGCAAAGAACUUGGCAACACCCAACCAUACAGAAAUUCUUGACACGAACAUUGAUUACAUUAUUGCUGCAACACCUCUCGAGUUCACUAAUAUUCACUUUGACAACAUUCAUCUUCCUCCAAAGGCAUUAGAAAAACGUGAAAUGAACAUUCUCGUCACAAGUCUUGUGGUUGCCAAAGACAUUAACAAGAAUUAUUUUGGAAUGGAUAGCUCAGAUGGCCCUGUAUAUAUUACCACAAUGAAACCUUUAACAGUGAGUCAAUUACCGUUCAAUAAUAUUGCACCACAAGGAGAAACUCCAAACAGUGGACAGAACACUGAGAACAAGGACCACAUUUUUGAAUCCUUUUCACACGCUCCAUUCACCAAAGAACUAUUGAAUGAAAUUUAUGUUGGCCCAAGCAAACUCGUUCAGCAGUAUUGGAAACAUGGAAGUUAUCCAAUUUUGAAACCAAAUCUUGUCCAACCUCCUGUGAAAUUGCACCAACGAAUUUAUUAUCCCAACAGUAUGGAAAGUGUCAUUAGUACAAUGGAGACAAGUUUAAUUUCCUCAAAGAAUGUAUCAUUAUUAAUUAUGAAGGACAUUUUGAAACGUUUUGAAUAA